Fundulus heteroclitus (mummichog) is the source of this 1777-nucleotide messenger RNA. RefSeq names its product C-type lectin domain containing 14A (gene clec14a). Gene Ontology annotation, cellular component: cytoplasm. The transcript is spliced from 2 exons. The record is from RefSeq and is a predicted model, not a curated record. The coding region runs from base 463 to 1599 and encodes 378 amino acids. Gene Ontology annotation, biological process: positive regulation of axonogenesis. Gene Ontology annotation, molecular function: calcium ion binding. Lineage: Eukaryota; Metazoa; Chordata; Actinopteri; Cyprinodontiformes; Fundulidae.
CAAUUGUUUCUGUUCAAACAAAAACUGAGGUUCUGGUCCAAGGUUCUCAGAGCUUUCACAAUCUGAUUAGUUGAUAGUGUCCCUGUGCAGGAAAAGAGCUGACCAUAUCAAGACCCAACACACUUCCUGUCCAGGAGGAGAGCAGGGGGAGCUGCUGGGCGUGAGGGGGGGAAGCCAGCAGUCUGCCAGCAGAGCUACUGUGAAGGAGAAGCUGGAAGGAAGAAAUAAGAAAAGGUGUAAAAAGAAGGAAGACGAGGGAACAAAGAAGAAAUGACAAUUAUUGAGACUGGAGGAUAAAACAAGGAGGAUUGGAGGAAGAAUCAGCCGCUGUUGAGAGAAGACAAUAACCUGAGAAGAAUCGGGACAGGAAGUUGGAGAGGGUCAGGGAAGGAAACCACUGAAUCAAAAGCUGGACGAGUAACAAACGUGAGAUCGUCACCAGUUGGGGUGGAGCUUGAGGAAAUGGAGUUUUGGCCCUGCUGCUGGUGCAGGUUCCUUUGGAUGGUUGUCUUCCUGCUAAAAAAUGUCUCAGCCAACUCGUCCUCGCACACUAAAUACACGCUCAGCCAAAGGGAAGCUAGAUUUGAUCAGGCAGUUACAGCCUGCCUUCCUGGGACUUUGCCCAGCGUGGCCACCGAACACGAGUACCAGGAAAUCUCUCAGUUACUCAGCAAGUCCAAGUUGUAUCAGGCAAACAUUACCGUGUGGAUUGGGCUAAGGAAGCCAAAAUCUGAAUGUGUUGUUCCUUCACUGCCCCUGAGAGGAUUCAAGUGGGUAGAGAAUGGGAGCCAGGAGGCGAGCGUAAUCAACUGGCUGGAGGAGCCGGCACUCACCUGUACGGAAGACCUGUGCGGGGCCCUGAAGCGACAGGUUGUCCAGUCAAAAGUUCAUUUGGUUUUAAUCCCUGACAGCUGUAAAACGCCUUACCGGUUCAUCUGCAAAGUGAGACAUGCAGGAACGUCGCAUUCAGGAACAUCACAUGCAGGAACGUCAGUGAAAAGCAGCCAGACCACCAUCAGACCUGUUUCAGUAAAGCCCCAAAAGGUAGCAGCCACAGCCAAGACAACACCGACAACAUUAAUACCCCACCCGACGACACCCCACCUUCACCUCCCAGCCGGGCCAGAAUCUUGUGAGCAUUCCAAAAAUCCCAAGCAUCCGAGCAUCCGCUCCCUGACUCCUGAUUCCAGCAACGACAGCCGAGUCCUGGUGGAGUGUUGGUCCGAAGUGAAGAUAGAACUGGUUUGCUCAGGGACUCCUGCCGUCUGGCGACUGUUGGAUGGCUCCCUGGCUGAUUUCAGCAGCAUCUGCCUGCAUUGUGACACUGGCUUUCAGAAAAACGACUCAGGUCUCUGUGUUGACGUAGAUGAGUGUAGCACUGGGAAGCCCUGCCCACACACCUGCCAGAACACCGAGGGUUCCUACAGGUGUGUCUGCGGUGAUGAUCCGGACUCUUCAUGCGAGGAAACCGGUGGCAAGAGCUCAAUGUUACACAUCCUCAUCCCCGUGGUGGCCGUUGUUGUUGUGCUGCUGGUAAUACUGGCAAUCAUUGUGGUGGUGACAUGCUGCUUAAAGAGGCGGAAGAAGACCAAACCAUAAUCUUACUCUCUAUGAAACUCUAUGUAGGGUGUGAGGGAAUGGAGUGUUUUAUUAUAUAUUUCUGAGCUGACACUGAAAUGCUUUGAGCAGCAACAAUAAGAGUGGCCCUAAAAUCCAUCUUUAAUCAUAAGUCAUGUGAUUUUAAUGCAUUAAAUAAAGACUUGCUUUUAAAGCCUUU